Molecule: messenger RNA, 690 nt
Organism: Serpula lacrymans var. lacrymans S7.9
Lineage: Eukaryota; Fungi; Basidiomycota; Agaricomycetes; Boletales; Serpulaceae
Exons: 5
Coding region: 1-690 (229 amino acids)
Source: RefSeq, a predicted model, not a curated record
AUGUCUGGGCUCGGUGGUCUCCCAUCUCCAACCUCUGUUCACGCCCCUCCCGGCUCAUCUGUCACAUCCCUCACGAGCAAGCGCUCUGCCCGGGAUGCCCCUCUUGGGCAGCGGCUGAGUUUCACUGAGUUUUAUUAUGCCGCGCUCUUGGACAAUGAUGGUGAUGAUGGCGUUACCAUCAUAUCUCGCAGCAAGAGUGCAGGUAACCAUAGUAGGGGCUCAAACAAGGCUCCACGCAAUACCGCCGCCAAUGCAAUUAACGGUUUGAAUGAUCAAUUGGCGGAAAUCAUCCCCAUAAUGAAAGACUUCAACUCCAAGCUCAAAAUUGGCAUUCCCCCAACUGCCUCCCUGCCUAACGCCCCCGCCCAAACACCUAUCGUUGAGAAGAGCCCCACCUUGUCCACCAUCGCCUCUUCCACCAUAGCCCCUUCCACCGUUGCCCAUUCCACUACCUCCCAACCUUCCGCUUCUGCAUUUAACAUUCCUCAAGGCCACAUGUCUGGUCAACCGGACAAUGUCCGUUGCGGAUCUGCCAUUACCUUUAUGUUGCAGAAUGAUCCCUACCGGGGAGUGGAUAGCUCCAUCCGGUUAAUCCACCUUUUUGAGCAAGAUAUGGUAGCCGUCAACACAUACCUGAGGCUCCUGGAGUCCAACGAGUUUUGCAGAACGGGUUUUGCAGGGCGUACGUGA